AUGAAACGAAGGCCGGAUGCUGGAGUCACCACCCCAGGCUCCAAGAGACAGUCUCGACAAGACCCCGUUUCCUGCGAGUCCUGUCGAAAGAAGAAGCUCAAGUGCAACAGGGAGCUCCCAUGCAGUAGCUGCUCUGCGCGAAAAUUGGAGUGCAGCUAUGGCGGCUACAGCUCGGGGACAACGCCUGUACAACCCAUGAGCCAAACAUAUCGGAGGCCCAUGUUGGACGAUCGCGUGUCUGAGCCACCUCGGACCUUGCAGUUGACUCCACGACAGGACAUGGAGACACAAGGCCGCAAUCGAAAUGAGCCCCUUUUGACGGCCGAUUGGCUUGAGACGAUUGUUAUGGGACACCGCGUCCCGAGUGCAGUCCCUGCCACGCUAAGGGCGGAGCUCUCCCAGCGCCGGGAACCCGAGCGCUCGCCUUCACAGCAAAAUACCACACGCGGUGUUCGAUUUCCUCCAACACGCGAACGGCUCGCCUCCCGCGAGAAUCCGGCGACUAUCCAUCUGCCAUUGUAUCUGCCACCGGUAGCAGAAGCCCUGAGUCUAUUUCAGUAUUAUUGUAAAUACCUUGACUUCCAGUAUCAUCUCAUCAUACCCAGUCGCGUGGAACGACAGAUUGAGACAAUUUACGAGCAUGUUGCACGAAAUCAGUCUAUCAAUCUGGCGCACACUGCGCUGCUAUUUAGUAUCACUGCUGCCGCCCUGUAUUACCAACUCCUAACAGAGUCAUCCGAGCGCGCAGAACCAUUCAGCCAGGAAAGCACAUUUCUGGCAGGGGCAGCAUUGAUCCAGAGCAAUUAUAUCCCCUAUCCGACCCUCGAAGGACUGCAAGCGACUAUGAUCAUUGGCCAUCAUUUGUCCAACAUGAACUUGCCCUCCUCCGUCAACCCGUUAUUUGUGCAUAGAUCAUUUGUGAGUCAAGCCACUAGUAUGGGGCUUCAUAUUGUGGACAGUCCUCGGGCUACGGCCGAACGCUUGGCAAACGGAUUUGAUAAAACCAAUGUUGAACUCAAACGACGGUUGUGGUGGGACCUGGCAGCAUACGACUGGUUAAUAGGCUUCCUGAGCGGACCCCAAGAAUGGACGUACUCGAUCCAACCUCAGCAUAUGGUUGUACGAGAGCCUCUCAAUGUUGAGGAUGAGGAAAUUGACCAUAGUGAGAACGGUGUUCCUCUGUCUACUCCAACUGCAAUGUCAUACAGUCUGUGUCGAUUGAGGUUGGCUGUUGUGUGUCGCCAAAUAGUGGACGAAACGUCAUACUACCAUUUCCAUGGACAAGAGGUACCCUAUGAGAAGAUACUCGAGCUCGAUCAAAAGCUCCAGAAGGCAGGCGCUGAGAUUCCCUGUUUCUUUCGCUUUGAUCAAGCCUCCCAGCGCGAAUACUCAGUGGUCUAUCGUGAGCGACCGACUCUUGCAUGGCAGCGAGCUCUGAUACAACAGGGUUACCAUUCACGAUUCUGUCGCUUGCACCGCCACUACUUUGUGCGUGGAGCAAAGGAUCCCAAAUAUUCCUAUUCGCAUGUCAUAUCUCUUCAAUCUGCGCGCAAGGUGCUCGAAGUGAAACGCAUUAUGGAUGAGGAAGAGCCUGUGUUCGCACCGCACAGCUCGGUUGUAUGGGCGGUCAUGCACCAUGUGUUUAUGGCAGCUGCCAUUCUUCUGAUAGAUGUGUGUUUCAACUGGGAUGACAUUCUGGCCGAGAAGCGAAAGGAGGAAGUACUUGACGCUUGUCGAAUGCUCAGCCGGGCACAAAAAUCCUCGCCCAUCGCAUGUGAAGGAAUCAAGGCCAUGAUGGAGAUCUUACGAAGGCAUUGGAAGCACGAAAAAAGAGUAAGCUCUCGCGACUUACAGGAGCUCUCUACAUCUUCGAAUUCAAAUGCCACAACAGUCAACCCGCCACAGCCGGAUAUCCACACUCCUAUUUCGUUGGGUUCCAAGAGCAUCACAUCCGAAAUUCCUCAUGAUACAUCGACGGUUAAUUCUUCAGCAGAUGCAUUGCUUAAUCCAUUACCUCUUGAAGACAUCUGGGUGGAGAUGUUAGAGAGCAGCGCUAAUGUUGAGCUGAAUACGCCAGACUGGACAGACUUGCUCACAGAGUUGACAAAUGUUGCUUUUCCAAGCGAAUCAAACAAUACCCAAACUCGAAGAACUCAAGUUAUGUCCGACAAGACCUCGCGUCAUAUAAAUGCUGGUUUGAAACCCGACAUCAAAUCAAUCGUCGACCGUAUCAAGACUGGGAAAGCCAACCGUAUUGUCGUCUUGACUGGCGCUGGUAUCAGUACUGGCGCCGGGAUCCCAGAUUUCAGAUCUCCGAACACAGGCCUUUAUGAUAAGCUCGCUCCACUGCGGCUCCCAUACCCAGAGGCGGUCUUUCACAUCAAUUAUUUCUCUCACACGCCUGAGCCAUUUUACGCAAUCGCCCGGGCACGUCACCCGGGAAAUCUCAAACCGACUGUCACCCAUGCGUUCCUGGCACUGCUAGCGAAGAAGAAUUUGCUCCAUUUCCUUUUCACUCAAAAUAUCGAUGGGCUUGAGCAAGAUGCUGGGGUUCCUCCAGAUAAGGUUCUCUGGGCUCAUGGAAAUUGGAAGAGUCAACAUUGCUAUAAGUGCAAGUCGCCAUAUCCCGACGAUCUCAUGAACAAAGCCAUUCGAGCUGGUGAAGUGCCCUAUUGUCUUGAGACCUUGUGCGGGGGUGCGGUCAAGCCAAACGUUGUAUUCUUUGGGCAGUCUCUGCCGGCUGAGUUUGACGAAAAGGAGAAAGAAGUCCUCGAGGCGGACUUGAUGUUUGUCAUGGGAACUAGUUUGCGUGUGGCACCUUGCUCUAGGCUGCCAAGGCUAGUGAAAGAGGGGAUUCCUCGGGUUUUGAUCAACAAUGAAAAAGCAGGAGAUCUGGGUAAUCGAGACGAGGAUGUGUGCAUCCUCGGAAGUUGCGACGACGGUGUUCGUCAAUUAGCUGAUGCACUUGGGUGGGGAGAGGACUUGGAUAAUGUCUGGAAGGAAGCAGUUGCUGCUAAAAAGCACGAUGAGACAUUUGAGGGAGGCCCUAGCCUGGAUGAGUGCAUUGAGAACUUGGCUAGUAGCAUGAAGGACAAGAUGAAGGUAUCGGAUGGGCAUAAACGCAUGUUAGAGAAUCAUUUGAACACCAAAUUUGGGCAGAUGAUAACGAAGGGCCAUGCAUUCUAA
Messenger RNA from Penicillium egyptiacum, 3186 nucleotides. The record is from the annotation of a GenBank genome assembly. NCBI's taxonomy places the organism in Eukaryota, Fungi, Ascomycota, Eurotiomycetes, Eurotiales, Aspergillaceae.